Triticum dicoccoides is the source of this 1282-nucleotide messenger RNA. Its product is annotated as probable BRI1 kinase inhibitor 1. The transcript has a single exon. Gene Ontology annotation, molecular function: kinase inhibitor activity. Gene Ontology annotation, cellular component: plasma membrane. The record is from RefSeq and is a predicted model, not a curated record. Lineage: Eukaryota; Viridiplantae; Streptophyta; Magnoliopsida; Poales; Poaceae. The coding region runs from base 140 to 934 and encodes 264 amino acids.
UUCUUCACCUUACAGGUUUCUCGUUCAGCUCUUUUGUGCGUGCCAUGCUGCGUCCCCCACAAUAGCUGCCGACGACCUAACCUGCCUGCCUACCACCACGCGCCCGCGCGCGCAAGCACAAACCCUGCAGCUCAAAGCCAUGGACGCGCCGCGGCCACGGUCGCCUCCUCCUCUGUUCAUGCCAACCGCGCCUUCCCCACCACCACGGCCACCGCUAUCCUCCUCGCCCUCCCCCGACUUCUCCUUCUCCUUCUCUCCGUUCCCUCCAUCGCCUCCACCUUCUCACGUCCACCCCCGCGUCCUUCCGCUUCCGGCCGCCGUCGACAUGUCCAGGAGACCCAUCGGCCGCGUCGGCAGCGACAUCAGCCAUAACAACUACGCCAAAGCCAACCAUCGUCAAGCCACGAGCCACAGCAGCUGCAGCAGCGAUGACAGGGACAGGGCCAAGGCCAGGGCGUCGCCUUUCUUUCCCGGCCUCGGCGGCGCGUGGAGAUCAGGCGAGGGCAGAGACGACACGGCCGGCAAGGCCGAGGAGGACAGGAAGAAGGUGAAGGGGAAGAGAGGGCCGCUGGAGGUGGGCCAGCGGGUGAAGAAGUACAUGGCGUCGCUGGUGGAGCAGCUGCUCGCCUCCUUCUCUAGGCACGGCGAGCGGGACAGGCGGGGGCAGCGGCGGAGGCCGCACACGUUCUCGGUGAGCGGGCCGGGCGCCGCCGCGACGAUGGAGCGCGAGCGGUGGAGGCAGCGGCGCGGGCAGCUGUCGUCGGCGCCGGCGUCGCUGCGUGCGUCUCCGGUGAACAGCGGUCACCUGUCGGUGGGCGGGUCGCUGGUGAAGGUGUCGACGUCGUCGGAGGAGAGCACGAUGGAGGAGCUGCAGAGCGCCAUCCAGGCCGCCAUCGCGCACUGCAAGAACUCCAUCGCCGUGGCCAAGCAGUAGUACGUAGACUAGACUGCCGGGGCCGGCCGGGGCACAGCCAGGCUAGUGUGAAUGGUAGGGUAGUGGCGUGGCGUGGCGUGGUGUGCGGCCUUGCACCCUCCCGACGAUCUCCAUGCGUGCGUAUUGCUUCCGAAUCAGAAGUUCUCGGUGGACAGGUCGCGGAUGUGAACUUCACUCUGUUCCAUAUAGUACUUCCAUCUCAGAUUUUCUUGCUUGCGACUGCAAAGAUGUAAACAAUAUUACUAUGGAAAAUAGGCAAAAUAGGUAAUGAGCAUUUUUUUUGUGUGCGAGUAAAAUAGGUAGUGAGCAUGUACUAUGUCUUUGCAAGAUUUUUCUCACUAAUACUUC